CAUUGCUUGGACACGAUGCAACUCGGGCUCCUGUUUGUGCUCUUGUUUUUUUCCCAGCGGGCAGCUCCCGAAAACGUACUGAUUUGGCCGGCGGAGGGAAGCCACUGGAUCAAUGUAAAAUUUAUUAUCAAUGAACUGAUCGCCCGGGGUCACAAUGUCACGGUGGCUGUACAUUCAGCUUCACUUUUCGUCAACUACUCCGAGCCCCCACCCUUACGGUUUGAAGUAUUUCAGGUGCCGUUUACCACAGAGGAUUACGAAGCCCGUUUGAAUGAUAUCAUAGAAUUCUUUUUAAACGAGAAGCCUUUCCUGUCCCACUGGGCUGCCUACAGAAAAUUUUCAAAGAUCAUGGAAAGUCAGAUGAAAACGGUGCGAGGGGUCUGUGACGGGGUAUUAAAGAAUGACAAACUGAUGCAGAGGCUGCGGGAGUCUGCGUUCAAAGUGUUGUUGAGUGAUCCUGUCUAUUUCUGUGGGGAUCUUCUGGCUGUGAAGCUCGGCAUUCCUUUCAUCUUCACUCUGAGAUUUUCCCCGGGGUUUGCGGUGGAGAGACACUGCGGGCAGAUGCCUGCUCCUCCUUCCUACGUACCGACUUUUUUGUCGGAGUUUUCAGAUAAGAUGUCUUUUCCGGAGAGAGUUCAGAAUGUGUUUUACACAUUUAUGUACAAGUGGAUGACUGAUGAAAUGUGGUCCUAUUCGAAUUCGUAUUACAGUAGAGCAGUGGAUGGAAGCCACUGGAUCAAUGUAAAAUUUAUUAUCAAUGAACUGAUCGCCCGGGGUCACAAUGUCACGGUGGCUGUACAUUCAGCUGCACUUUUCGUCAACUACUCCGAGCCCCCACCCUUACGGUUUGAAGUAUUUCAAGUGCCGUUUACUAGCGACAAAUUGAGAAACUUCCUAACGAUCUUUUUGGACUUCCUGGUGCAUGAAAGGCCUCAUUUAUCCCGUUGGAAUGAAUACAAAAGAUUCUCAGCAUUGGUGGAAAUUGGGUCAGAACUUGGCAGAGGGAUCUGCGAUGGGGUGUUAAAGAAUGAAGCACUGAUGCAGAAGUUACGGGAGUCAGAGUUCAAAGUGCUGUUGUCUGAUCCGGUGCGUCGGUGUGGGGAUCUUCCGGCCGUGAAGCUCGGCAUUCCCUUCAUCUUCAGUCUGAGAUUUUCCCCGGCGUUUGUGAUGGAGAGCUGCGGGCAGCUGCCUGCUCCUCCUUCCUACGUACCGACUUCUCUGUCAGAGUUUUCAGAUAAGAUGUCUUUUCCGGAGAGAGUUCAGAAUGUACUUUACACAUUUAUCUACCAGUGGAUAGUUAAACAACUGCGGCAGGAUUUGGAUUCGUAUUACAGUGAAGUUGGAAGUGAAUCAACAACUUUGUGUGAGAUAAUGGGCAAGGCAGAGAUUUGGCUGAUUCGAACAUAUUGGGAUUUUGAAUUUCCUCGUCCACUGCUGCCCAACUUUGUGUUUGUAGGAGGGCUUCACUGUCGGCCAGCAAAUCCCCUGCCUCAGGAGAUGGAAGAAUUUGUUCAGAGCUCAGGGGAGCAUGGGAUUGUGAUAUUUUCCCUGGGCUCCUUCGUAAAGAACCUUACUGAUGAAAAAGCCAAUUUAUUUGCUGAAGCACUUGGGCAAAUUCCACAAAAGGUUAUUUGGAGAUACGCUGGGAAAAAACCAAGGGCACUGGCAUCUAAUACAAAGUUGUAUGAUUGGCUUCCUCAAAAUGACUUACUUGGGCAUCCCAAGACCAGAGCUUUCAUCACUCAUGGUGGUACCAACGGGAUAUACGAAGCUAUCUAUCAUGGCGUACCCCUGGUUGGUAUUCCUCUGUUUGCCGAUCAGCCUGAUAACUUGGCUCACAUGAAAGUAAAGGGGAUUGCUGUGGUCCUUAAUUUUGCCACAUUACGUGCACAGGAUUUGGUUGAUGCUCUUAACGCUGUGAUCAAUGGAACAAGAUACAAAGAAAAUGCAAUGAAGUUAUCUAGAAUUCAUCAUGACCAACAAUUAACUCCAUUGGAAAGGUCUGUGUACUGGAUUGAGUUUGUAAUGCGACAUGGAGGAGCGAAGCAUUUGCGGCCUGCAGCACAUUCUCUGUCAUGGUAUCAAUAUCAUUGCCUGGAUGUGGUAGCAUUGCUUGCUACCUGUUUAGCAGCAUUCAUAUUCCUCCUCACAAAAUGUUGUUUGUACUGCUGCAGAACCUGGAAACUUAUGAAGGUACAGAAAAAUAAAACUCAAUAAUGGUUAAAAAUGCAUAGAAUCACACUGAACAUUAUAACAUGAUGAUAAUGUUGGAAUUUCAAUGAUUAUACUUUUAAACCAUACUCUGAGAAAAUUUAUCAAGAAAUGGAGAACUUGCAUAUCAUAAUUAUGCUUAUUACCAGUGUUUUGACUUGUACAAUUGCCAAAUUAUGCAACAUCAAGCUAAGCUUAUUUUCAUUAAUAAUUAUUCUUGUGAUCUGAGUCACUAACAAAGACUAUUUCUGUUGGGGGAUGUUUCUUAGCGUGGGUGAGUCUAGGACCAGAGAGCACAGCUUCAGAAGGACAUCCACUUAGAACAGAGAUGAGGAGGAAUUUCUUUAGUCAAAGGGUGGUGAAUCUGUGGAAUAUAUUGCAACAGAUAGCUGUAGAGGCCAAAUCAUUGAGUAUAUUUAAAGCAGAGAUUGAUAGGUUCUUGAUUAACACUAGAACACUACAGCACAGUACAGGUCCUUCAGCCCUCAAUGUUGUGCCAACCCAUAUAUUCCUUACAAAAAGUACUAAAACCACACUACUCUGUAACCCUCUAUUUUUCUUUCAUCCAUGUGCCUGUCCAAGAGGCUGUUAAAUACCCCUAAUGUUUUAGCCUCCACCAGCAUCCCUGCCAAGUCAAUCCAGGCACUUACAACCCUCUGUGUAAAAAAACUUACCCCUGAUGUCUCCCCUAAACUUCCCUCCCUUAACUUUGUAUAUGUGUCCUCUGGUGUUUGCUAUUCAUGCUCUGGGAAACAGGUACCGGCUAUCCACCCUAUCUAUGCCUCUCAUAAUCUUGUAGACCUCUAUCAAGUCCCCUCUCAUCCUUCCCCAGAAGAGAUCCCAAUAAUCCAGAAAUUUGAACCCCUGCCCCCUGCACCAACUCUUCAGCCACGCAUUCAUCUGCCAUGACUUCCUAUUCCUACCCUUUUUGUCUCGUCGCGCAGGCAGCAAUCCCGACAUUACCAUCCUUGAGGUCCUGCUUUUGAACUUCUUUCCUAACUCCCUAUAUUGCUUCUUCAGGACUUCAUCCCUGCUCCUAUCUAUGUCAUUGGUCUCCACGUGGACCAUGACAUCUGCCUGCUCACCCUCUCUCCUGAGAAUACCGAGAACCCGAUCCGUGAUAUCGCGGACCCUGGCACCAGGGAGGCAAUAGACCAUCCAGGAUUCUCGACCUCUCUCACAGAACCUUUUAUCUGUUCCCCCUAACUAUUGAAUCCCCUAUCACUGCUGCUUUCCUCUUUUCCCUCCUUCCUUUCUGAGCUGGUGCCAGAGAUGUGACCACUACAACUUGUCCCUGGUAGGUCGUCCCCACCAACAGUAUCCAAAACAGUAUACCUAUUAUUGAUGGGAAUGGCCACGGGGUGCUCUGCUCUUUCUGUCUGUUUUCCUUCCCUCUCCUAAUAGUCACCUGGUUACCUGUCUCCUGACUUAUAGGUGUGACUGUCUCCCUGAAUCUCUGAUCUAGUACUGCCUCUGCCUCUUGAAUGAUCCAAAUUAGUCAUCAGAAACAAUUGUGCUGUCCCUGACUUCCCACAUCCUAUAAUCAGAGCACUGAGCUGCCCUAUCUACUGCCUCCAUUACCAUCUCCUAAGUUAAUUAAAUUAAUUAAAGAAACUUACCUGGCCUUACCUCACUGGGAGCAAGCUCGUCCUCCACCUCUUCUCGCCAAAGCCUCAAAGCUCCACUCCUUCACUGGCCCACUCACUCACUGGCCACUCAGCUUGAGCUACCCCUCUUAUUUGUUUGAGCUUUUCAAUUUUUAAUUGCUCAAUUAACUGCUUUCUGCUGAGUCUGAGCUAUUUAAAUUUUGAUUGACUUGAUUGCACAAGCCAACUGCCAAAACUGACAAAACCUCUCGAGCCAAAGCCUCAAAGCUCUAUUCCUUCACUGGCCCACUCACUCACUGGUCGCUAGUCAGGGUGUCAAAGGUUACUGGGAGAAAUCAGGAGAAUGGUUUUGAGAGGGAUAAUUAAUCAGCCACGAUGGAAUGGGCAAGCAGGCUCGGUGAGAUAAAUGGCCUAAUCCUGUUCCUAACAGCUUAAGUUUUAUGGUCGAAGAUGUUUUGAUCUCGAAUCAAGGGUGAAACAGCUGUCAUUUGGAAAUCUUAAAGCAAGUCAACAUGGUUUAUGAAUGGUUAAUUAUAUUUGACAUAUUUGCUACAGCAACAAUCAGUUUCAAUAAAGGGGAAUAUGCUGAUGGAUUGUAUGUAGAUCUUCAGAAGGUAUUUGAUGAGGUGUCAUGAAAGGCCUGUGUACAAGGUAAAAUCUCAUGGAACUAGUGAGGUAGUCUGAUCAUGGAUUAACAAUUGUUACUGCAUAAAAGACAGAUUUCAAAUAAACAGAUCUUUUCAGGCUAAUUUGUAAUUGGUUUAUUAUCAUUAUGUGAAUAUUCUGGAAGGAACAGGAAAUGAAAGGAGAUAAA
Hypanus sabinus (Atlantic stingray) is the source of this 4632-nucleotide messenger RNA. Its product is annotated as UDP-glucuronosyltransferase 2A1-like. Lineage: Eukaryota; Metazoa; Chordata; Chondrichthyes; Myliobatiformes; Dasyatidae. The record is from RefSeq and is a predicted model, not a curated record. Gene Ontology annotation, molecular function: UDP-glycosyltransferase activity.